Penicillium argentinense is the source of this 1119-nucleotide messenger RNA. RefSeq lists its product as uncharacterized. The transcript has a single exon. NCBI's taxonomy places the organism in Eukaryota, Fungi, Ascomycota, Eurotiomycetes, Eurotiales, Aspergillaceae. Bases 1 to 1119 code for a protein of 372 amino acids. The record is from RefSeq and is a predicted model, not a curated record.
AUGCAAGAAUGGAUCAACGCCUUCCCGCGUCCGCGACACACUCGAGUCAUGAAGCCCCGUAGUGCGGGGAACAGUCCCUCCUCUGUCGGUCGACGACGCACGACGGUCGCCCAGAGUGCCAUGCACGGAAUGCCCAACCAGUAUCAAUCGUCUCUGGAGGCCGUCCUUCUCGCCUCCGCGACCCCGAACUCACGUCCGAUCAGUUGGCAUCCAUCCUCUGGCCGGGCCCGUGGACUUUCCAACCCGUCCUACACCCCCGACCUCGCUUCGGAAAUGUACCCCAGCAUGGCCGGCGUCCCGGAGCAAAUGAAUGCCCUCUCGGUCUACGGCACCGACAGCAUGGUGUCGUUUCCCAUGUCGGCGGGCCCUGCCUAUUCCCCGGGCUACCUGCCGGUGUAUUCGGAUCCCAUUCACGAGGCCAUGCCCAUGUCGCAACCGACGCCCGCUCUUUCGAUGCCCGGCUCGCAGGUCGACCCGAUGACGUGGGACGUGGCCGCAAGCAACGGUGAUUAUACGAACAUCACGCAGACCACCUCCGAUGGCUGGUCGUUGGAUAUGCUGUCCAUGGCCAACAUUCCGCCUGCGGAGACGACGUGCCCCAGCUACGCCAGUGUCCCUUCACCCGGCGAAUUGAGCGGACCUUCAACCCCGGAUUUCUUGCCAAUUCAACAGUUCGACGAUGUGUCGGCCACGACGCAACCGAAGAAAGACGGAAAAGUCGAGGAGGAACUGGUCGGCAUGGGCCUGUACAAUCAACCCGACGGAUCUCUCGCUCAAAUACAGCAAGGAACCCUCGGCAAGGGCCUGAAGCUGGAGGAAACCUUUUCACCCUCAGACGACGAGAAGGACGAGAGUGUUCAGGAUGCGGAAGAGGAGAACGACCUGCAAUCGGUCCCCCAGCAAACCGCGCCCGAGCAGCUUGCGACCAUGACCCAACCACAUGCGCAACCGCAGAUGACGAUCCCGAAGCAACCGUCCAAAUCGGGCCUGAACCUGCUCCACAAAUCCUUCUUCCUCGACCACGAUGAUCUCGAUCAGCAGUCGAUGAUGAUGAAUGCGGCGCAGCCUUUCGCCAAUUUGAACCAGUCGUGCAUGAGCUACGGGUACGGCUGGAUCUGA